Molecule: messenger RNA, 1147 nt
Organism: Arachis duranensis
Lineage: Eukaryota; Viridiplantae; Streptophyta; Magnoliopsida; Fabales; Fabaceae
Product: transcription factor MYB73-like
Exons: 2
Coding region: 115-1002 (295 amino acids)
Biological process (GO): regulation of DNA-templated transcription
Cellular component (GO): nucleus
Molecular function (GO): RNA polymerase II cis-regulatory region sequence-specific DNA binding; DNA-binding transcription factor activity, RNA polymerase II-specific
Source: RefSeq, a predicted model, not a curated record
GUCAGUUAGAAAAGAGUGCGGCAGUUAUAACGUCCUCUCCCAUUAUUAUGAAUCGCCCUAACCAUCUAAAACCCAUUCCUCUUCCAAAAAUAACUAACAUGUUUUAAAACUCCCAUGCCCCAAACUAAAUCAUCCAAAAGAAAAGCGCUGUUCAAGGUUGCGAUGAUGAUCCAAGACAACACCAAAUUUGACGAAGAAGCAGAUCGAAUCAAGGGGUCAUGGACUCCUCAAGAGGAUGCAACGCUUCUGAAGCUGGUGGCGCAGCACGGAGCACGGAACUGGUCCGUCAUAAGCAACGGGAUACCGGGCCGAUCGGGAAAGUCAUGCCGACUGCGGUGGUGCAACCAGCUCAGCCCCGACGUUCAGCACCGACCGUUCACCCCUGCGGAGGACGAAAUCAUCCUUAAGGCUCACGCCGUACACGGCAACAAGUGGGCCACCAUCUCCAGACUCCUUCCUGGCCGCACCGACAACGCUAUCAAGAACCACUGGAACUCCACCCUCCGCCGCCGUAAAGGUGUAACCGUCGCCUUUUCCGGCGCCGGAUUCCCCUCCGCGGCAGCCACCGACGCCUCCACCAGCGGAGGAUUAUCCGGAUUCUCUUCUGCCGCCACGUCGUCGUCAUCAGAUUUCAGUCCAACAUUUGUUUGCCAAAAGCGCAAGGGCGAGCAGUUAGAGUUGCCACAGAAUUUCAUGAAGAAGCCAUGUUUGGCGGCAGUUGCCGUCGACAGUCACGCGGAGGAGGAGGUUCGCCAAAAGCGGAAGGCCGAAGAAGAAGAAGAAGGCGGCGUGACGACACUGAGUUUGCUCCCGCCCGGAGAGAAGCCUUUGGGCGCAGAGGGAGUGUGGCGGAAGGAGGAGGAAGUCAAUCCGUACGGCGAGCAUGCAUGGUUGAUGAAGAUGAUGCGGCCCAUGAUAGCAGAAGAGGUUAGGAGAUACAUUCAAAGCUUACAAAAGGCUCAACCACUCUUUGACCCUGAUCCACCUAGUAAAAAUUUUUAAUUAAUAGACAAACAUAUUAAUAAUGUAUAUCUUUUCUUCUUUUCCUUCUUUUCAUGUAUACAUUUGUAUUUUACUUUCUUGCUCAUUCCUUUCAAUAACCGUUGCCUAGAUGCCUAGUUUUUUAUUUGUUUAGUUAGGAUGAUGA